This is a messenger RNA of Rotaria sp. Silwood1, 1542 nucleotides long. Lineage: Eukaryota; Metazoa; Rotifera; Eurotatoria; Philodinida; Philodinidae. The record is from the annotation of a GenBank genome assembly.
AUGAGUAGUUCGACAGCGAGCAAUUCCACUGCUAGUACAACAGGAUCAUUAAUACUUCGUGUUGUUGAUGCUCAAACAAGUGUUGAAAAUGGACGUAAAUUUACUAAGUAUAAAGUAACUGUAAAUCACAAUGGUCAAGAAUGGGAAUUAUGGAGACGUUAUAAAGAAUUUCAUACCUUAAAUGAAAAGCUUCGUCGUGUUCGUUCCGAUAUAAAAUUACCCGGUCGUCGUUUAUUAGGUGACUCAUUUGAACCUGAUUUCAUAUUAAAACGUCAACGUGGUCUCAAUGAUUAUGUUCAACAACUUUCCACUAAUUCACAAAUAGUUAAUAUGCCGGAAUUUAGUGAAUUUUUUGGUAUAACUAAAACAGCAUCAAAUGCAUCGCCUAAAUUAGCAACAAAUACAUCACAAUUAAGUAAUAAUAAAACGAAUAAUAAUGUUGUUAAAUCAAAUAGUGAAGAUACAGACGAUCCACAAACACCGACCGAUACAAUUCGUGUUAAUUUGGGCAAAACUGAAAAAACUUCAGUUAAACCUGAUGAUUUUGAAUUUCGAACAUGUAUUGGAAAAGGUUCAUUUGGAAAAGUUUAUUUAGCUCGACAUAAAACUGAAGAUACGAUCUAUGCUGUUAAAGUUGUAAGUAAAGCAUUAAUCAAACGAAAACGUGAAGAACGUCAUAUUAUGGCUGAACGUGAUGUACUUGUUAAAAAUACUCGUCAUCCAUUUCUUGUAUCACUUCAAUAUUCAUUUCAAACACCAGAUAAACUUUAUUUUGUUAUGGAUUUUGUUAAUGGUGGUGAAUUAUUCUUUCAUUUACAACAAGAACGAGCAUUUAGUGAACAACGUGCUCGAUUCUAUGCAGCAGAAAUAACAUCAGCUAUUGGUUAUCUUCAUAAACUUGAUAUUAUUUAUCGAGAUUUAAAACCAGAAAAUAUUUUACUUGAUCGAGAAGGACAUAUUCGUUUAACUGAUUUUGGUCUAUGUAAAGUUAUGUUGUCAUCUGAAGGACGUGAAGGACGAACAGCAACUUUUUGUGGAACACCAGAAUAUCUUGCACCAGAGGUACUACGACGUGAAGCAUAUACAAAAGCUGUUGAUUGGUGGUGUUUAGGCUCAGUCACUUAUGAAAUGUUAUGUGCUCGACCACCAUUCUAUUCACGUGAUGUUAAUGAAAUGUAUGAUAAUAUUUUAAAUCGACCACUUCGUUUUAUUGGAAAUGUUUCUGAACGUGCUCGAAGUUUAAUUGAACAAUUAUUAAGAAAAGUUCCAAGUGAACGCUUAGGUAGUGGACCAGAGGAUGUAGCUGAAAUAAAACGACAACCAUUCUUUGAUCAAAUUGAUUGGGAAAAAUUAGAAGCACGAAAAAUUCCACCACCAUGGAAACCAUCUGUUAGUGGUCCAACUGAUCUUGGUCAAGUUGAUAAAGUAUUUACACAGGAAACAAUAUCACCAAGUGUUCAAGAACAUUUUAUUGGCAGUGUGACAAAUAAAGAUCCAUUAUUUAAUGGAUUUACAUAUGUUCAUGAAGCACAUUUGAAUUAG